AUGCGAUCUUUAGCGCCCAUCGUCAAACGGAAACCACUGAAAAGUAAAAAGGUGACUCAAGAUGUUAUGGAGUUCGUCGAAUUCAAAAAGAAAUGCAAGCCAAGUAUUUAUGCUAGAGAAAUUCGCGAAGAACUCUUGGUUAAUAACAUUUGUACAAAUGAUAAUGUUCCAUCUGUCUCGACAGUAAAUCGUGUUGUGAAAAAUGAUCUUGGGAUGUCGUACAAGAAGCUGACAAAAAUUCCCCAGGAAACCGAGAGAGUUAACCACGAUGAUCUUGUUGUUCGGUAUCUUGCGAAAAUGAUGGAGUUUACACCUCAACAAAUGCACUUUUUUCAUGAAUCCUCUGUGCUUACUACAUCUGGAAACAGAGCUUACGGACAUAGCGAUUUCGGGACCAGGGCAAUAGAAACUCAGAAAUUUGCAAGUAACAGCACAUUGACUGUUAAUGUUUGUUGUGGCUUCUUUGGGAUCAAUUAUUAUAACAUUCUGAACGGAGCGUCCAAUGCUAUGGAGAUGGUGAAUUUUUUUGACGAGGCAUUGGAAGAGCGGAAUGAAUUGGGAAAUCCUAUGUUUGCGCGCGGGGAUGUGAUUGUAAUGGAUAACUGUGGGUUUCAUCACCAGCACCAGGGCGAGAGAAUUCUGCGUCACCUACUUGACCAACAUGGCGUCACUUUGGUUUUUCAACCACCUUAUUCACCACAAUAUAAUGUUACUGAAUGUGUUUUCCAAAUCAUGAAACGGCGUUUGCAAUAUAACUCUGCAAUGGUCGAGAAUUUCCUAGAGCUAGCUAUUGUAGAUGCUCUUGAUUUCCCUGCUUCGUUCAUGUCUGGAUUUUUCCGACAGUGUGGAUAUGUAUAAUCACGGAAGGUAAAGCAUCAUAAAUAUACUGUUCAUAACAACAUUGCAUAUAUAUGUGUGUAAUAACCCAUGUGUUCAACGAGUAUCUGAUCUUUAUUAAAUGCUUAAAACUUAAACGUAAAA
Messenger RNA from Pecten maximus, 981 nucleotides. RefSeq lists its product as uncharacterized. The transcript has a single exon. Lineage: Eukaryota; Metazoa; Mollusca; Bivalvia; Pectinida; Pectinidae. Gene Ontology annotation, molecular function: DNA binding. The record is from RefSeq and is a predicted model, not a curated record. The coding region runs from base 1 to 858 and encodes 285 amino acids. Gene Ontology annotation, biological process: regulation of DNA-templated transcription.